Doryrhamphus excisus (bluestripe pipefish) is the source of this 2068-nucleotide messenger RNA. RefSeq names its product vitronectin a (gene vtna). Gene Ontology annotation, biological process: cell adhesion mediated by integrin; cell-matrix adhesion; immune response. The record is from RefSeq and is a predicted model, not a curated record. Lineage: Eukaryota; Metazoa; Chordata; Actinopteri; Syngnathiformes; Syngnathidae. Gene Ontology annotation, molecular function: integrin binding; polysaccharide binding; scavenger receptor activity.
ACAAAAAAAACAGGGUGACUGACACGUUUCCAAUGAUUGGGAACACAUGCUGCAUGCUUUAUUUUUCUCAUUUCGUCUUCUCAUCCUGCAGAGGAAACAUCAUGAGGCUGUGGGCCGUGCUGCUCUUUGCGCUCAUCCCUCACACUUCAGCUGCAGAAGAGUCGUGCAUGGGCCGCUGUGAGAAUGGCUUCGACUCUGCGAAGAAGUGCCAGUGUGACACCAUGUGCAAGUACUACCAGAGCUGUUGCUCCGACUAUGAGGCCACUUGCGGCAAGAUAACCCGAGGAGAUACAUUCGAGUUCCCGGAAGAUGACGAUGAAGAUGAUCUUGAAAGCACCACGCCACCGUCAGGGCGUCCCACACAUGGGCAGCAGCCAGAGGACAUCUCGGACUUUGUUCGCAUCCCACAGCAACAUCCAGAAGCCACGUUAGAAAUGAACAAACCUCCACACAGGCCUCUGAGAACAACCGUUGCACCGUCAGUGACGUUUCCCAGUAGCACCAAAGGCAGUCAUACCCCUGCUGAGACCACCACAUCUCCAACAAUACCUCCAAAGACACCUACUACCACUGUGGUCCCAGAUCCCGAUGCUGAUGUCUGCAGCGGCCGACCCUUUGACUCAUUCAUGCAAUUAAAGAACGGCUCCAUCUAUGCCUUCAGAGGCGAGUACUUCUUUGAGCUGGGCCAGAAGACAGUCCUGCCUGGUUAUCCCAAGCUCAUAAAGGACGUGUGGGGCAUCAGCGGGCCCAUCGAUGCUGCUUUCACGCGGGUCAACUGCCAGGGCAAAACGUACAUCUUUAAGGGAAACAAGUACUGGAGGUUCGACAACGGCGUGUUGGAUGACAGCUACCCUCGGGAUAUCAGCGUCGGCUUUGAUCAGAUUCCGGAUAAUGUGGAUGCAGCGUUCGCUCUCCCCGCUCACAGCCACAACGGCAAAGAGAAAGUGUAUUUCUUCAAAGCGGAUCGCUAUUACGUUUACGAGUUUUUGCACCAGCCAUCACACGAGGAGUGUGUCACCAUGUCGGAGAUGUCUCCCUCCACACUGUUCAGACGCUACACCAACAUAUACUCCAACAACUACCACAGAUUUUUCAGCGAUCUCUUCUCUGACUUGCCGCAGCAUCACAGCAAUUACCACUUCAUCGACAAAGACUGGAAAGGACUGCAGUCACCAGUGGACGCCGUCAUGGCUGGACGGAUUUACGUCUCUCCACGCCGUGUCCAGCCGGACCAACAGUGGAGCCAACAGUACCAGCAGUAUGGACAGCAAUACAGAAGACAGUAUGGACAGCAGUAUGGACAGCAGUAUGGACAGCAGUAUGGACAGCAGUAUGGACAGCAGUAUGGACAGCAGUAUGGACAGCAGUGGGGGCGAAGGAGGCAAAACCGCUCACCCUUCUGGGAAUCCAUGGCUGAGCGAGGCAUGAACAUGGGCCAACAUUUCGCAGAAAGGGGGAUGGAAAUGGGUCUGAGACUGGCUGAGAGGAGAAUGGAGAUGGAGGAUAGGCUUGGACGAGACUGGAGCAGACAGUGGGAUCAGGACUGGGACCAGGACAGGUGGAGAGACAACAACAGAGGCAACUAUGACUCCAGAUAUAGGAAUGACAGAUCCUAUUGGGACCUCCCUGUACAGAGCGUCUACUUCUUUAGAGGAGAUAAAUACUACAGAGUGAACCUCAGCACUAAGAGAGUGGACCCGGCCAUGCCUUCCUACCCGAGAUCCAUCGCCAAGUACUGGCUUGGUUGCUCAGACCCAGCUGGAGCAGAGAAGAAGUAACCUAAAGCAGUGUUAAGUAUUAAAAGGUAUAUUAGCAGUAGGUAAUGUUAUUGUGUAUCAGCAGGACUCCAUGUAGCACACAAGCAGUCAUCAGAGGUGCAAAGUCCGGCUGACUCACUUCUUUUAUUAUCAUAAUAAUACUAAAGUUGUUUCUGCGUAGCAAGCAUUAGUCACAUUCAUUACUUUGAAGAGGUACUCUUUGGAAUAGAGACAGGAAAUAACUAGAAACUGCAAAAACUGCGUUAAAAUGCCUUGUCCCCCUUCAAUUCCAAAUACAGUACUUAUUCAUA